This is a messenger RNA of Stegastes partitus (bicolor damselfish), 1120 nucleotides long. RefSeq names its product peptidylprolyl isomerase (cyclophilin)-like 6 (gene ppil6). Bases 1 to 882 code for a protein of 293 amino acids. Gene Ontology annotation, biological process: protein peptidyl-prolyl isomerization. Gene Ontology annotation, molecular function: peptidyl-prolyl cis-trans isomerase activity. The record is from RefSeq and is a predicted model, not a curated record. The transcript has 8 exons. Gene Ontology annotation, cellular component: cytoplasm. NCBI's taxonomy places the organism in Eukaryota, Metazoa, Chordata, Actinopteri, Pomacentridae.
AUGGCCUCAAAAACACAGCUAGAAAUUGUGGGAUUAGUUAAAGACAGCAGGUUCCAUGUAGCCAGAACCGUUGCGGAGGAGCUGAAAAAACAGUUUCCCGAGGAUUUUCUGGACCCUAACAUUCAACCACGUUUUGAAUUGGACUGGCACACGUUUCUGUGCAGCAAGAAAAGGGAGCUGCGUGGUGAAGUGUGGCAGUACUCCAGCAGCCUGAUGUGCUUUCUCAACGGCCUUCUCCUCGGCGAUGAAAAGGAUCUUGCCAGCUGGGCUGAGAAUCAGUGGAGUUUCACUUUCACUCGGCCUCAAGCCUUCUACACGGCUCUCGCUGAGGACUUCUACACCAAACACCUCCAGAAAACUGGGCAUCAGUUUGUCUUCAUGGACGUUGACGUAGCAGGUGAAGCAGCAGGGAGGUUGUUAUUUGAGCUGUUCUCAGAUGUCUGUCCAAAGACUUCAAAGAACUUCGAGGCUUUGUGCACCGGAGAGCAAGGAGUGUCGCCGAGCGGCCUCCCGCUCUGCUACAAGGGCUCCCUGUUUCAUCGAGUUGUGCCCAACGGCUGGGUGCAAGGUGGAGAUAUUUCUCCACAGAGCAGAGGAGACGGAGGCGAGUCCAUCUAUGGGCCAACUUUUGAAGAUGAGAGCUUUGCUGUUUCCCACUCUAAGCGGGGUAUUCUAGGAAUGGCCAAUAAGGGUCCUCACAGCAACGGAUCCCAGUUCUACAUCACCCUGCAGCCGACGCCCUGGAUGGACAAGACCUACGUUGCCUUUGGUCGAGUGGUUGAGGGUGUCGACGUCCUGAGGAGGUUAGAAGAAGCCAAGACCUGCAACGAAAGACCCAAGUAUGACUGUAAAGUCACAGCCUGUGGAGCGUUGAAGCUGUAGCUCCUGAACACUUGUGCCUUUUAAAAUAUACUUUCAUUGUUUUUGAUGCAGUAAAAUUAACUUAAAACACAUGUGUAACCUGACAGGAGCUUUUCUUUAAACAAGCCAAACCAUAUGUAUUUGUAAAUUGCGUGCUCAUCCUUUUACAGAGAUUACAGCUGAUUUUUGCGUGUGACAGAUUUUUAUACCAGCUCAAAGGAUUUCACUGUCAUUUGUAUUAAAUGUAUAUUUUAUAUAU